AUGGCUGGCUUCUUUUCACUAGGUGGUGGAGCAGCAGCAACUACCAGCCAAGAUCAGCAGCAGGAGACCACCAAUAAUCCAGAAAGUAAUUGGUUUUUGUACAGAAAUGAUCAUCAUCAAGAAUUGCCCACAACCUACAGAGGUUUUGAGUUAUGGCAAAACACUAAUUCCCAACCUCAGAUUCGCAACCCAAUUAAUCCUCUUCAAGAUCUUUAUCCUACAGCCGCUGUUGGAUUAGGUAUCGGGCCGAGUCAUAGUGGUUAUCCUCCUAUGGCUCGGCCCAAUCACGACCCUCCUUCGGCAGGAGGAUCGGGUUUGGUGAUGAUGAGGAGUGGGGGAGGGGGAAUUAGCUGCCAGGAUUGUGGUAAUCAAGCGAAAAAAGAUUGUCCACACAUGAGAUGUAGGACUUGUUGCAAGAGUCGAGGCUUUCAGUGCCAAACCCAUGUGAGAAGCACUUGGGUUCCAGCCGCUAAAAGGAGAGAAAGGCAACAACAGCUUUCUACUUUACAGCAACAGCAAGAAGAAGAAGAACAACAACAGCAGCAGCAGCAAACGCUGCAGCUCCACAGAGAUAACCCCAAAAGGCCAAGAGAGGAUCCAAGUGCUUCCUCUCUUGUUUGCACUCGUAUAUUACCUUCCACUACUUCUGGGUUAGAAGUGGGGAAUUUUCCAGCAAAAGUAACUUCAAAUGCCGUAUUUCACUGCGUUCGAAUGAGCUCCGUUGACGAUGCCGAUGAUCAAUUCGCAUAUCAAACAGCUGUAAACAUUGGUGGGCACGUGUUUAAAGGAAUUCUAUAUGAUCAAGGUCCGGACAAUCAGUACAUGGCUGGCGGUGAAAGCUCAUCCGGUGGCGGCAGUGCCAGUCACCAGCAUAACCUUAUUGGUGCUGCAGGCACUGCCACAUCAGCUGCUACAAGUGGUGGUGCAGCACCCGAAGCCUCACCUUAUCUGGAUCCUUCAUUAUAUCCAGCUCCUCUCAACACUUUCAUGGCUGGUACGCAAUUCUUUCCACCUCCAAGAUCUUGAUGAGCUUCAAUAUUCUUCUACACACCGAAAAAAUUGACAUUUGACUUUUUACUCUGUAAUGAGAUACAGUUAUGUUAGUAAGUAGUCGUUAAGGCUGAUAAAUUCUAGGGGUGGGUGGGGGGUUGGAAUAGAAGCAAAUUGAGAGAAUGUGGAGGGGAUGAUGUUUAGUUUUCAAGUUCUAAUUUCAAUCAUAAUUGGAUUAUUUCCAUUAAUUCUCAUGGAAUCUCUUAUAAGGUCUCUCCCUUUGAGCUGAAAUGUUGAAUUUCUUGUUUAA
This is a messenger RNA of Solanum pennellii, 1300 nucleotides long. Its product is annotated as protein SHI RELATED SEQUENCE 1-like. Bases 1 to 1026 code for a protein of 341 amino acids. Gene Ontology annotation, biological process: positive regulation of DNA-templated transcription. The record is from RefSeq and is a predicted model, not a curated record. Gene Ontology annotation, molecular function: DNA binding; DNA-binding transcription factor activity. Gene Ontology annotation, cellular component: nucleus. Lineage: Eukaryota; Viridiplantae; Streptophyta; Magnoliopsida; Solanales; Solanaceae. The transcript has 2 exons.